AUGUGGAUACUAGUUACUCUUAUCGCUGUCUUAUUUUCCAAGAUCGAUGCAGCCGGCCUAUUAGACAUCCGUUUGAAGAGUGCUCACAACCAAAAAGCUACCGUAAUCCUCUCAAACGAUGUCAACCCAACAUACCUCGUACUACCUAUCAAACUGGUGAAAGGUGAAGAGACGUCGUUCGAAGAUAUGUUCAUCAACUUCAAUGAGACCUACAAAGUGACCAUCGAAUUGGAUGAAACUGAAGCGUUGGGACUUGCAAAAAGUGUCUACCGAGGAGAGAUCACACCGAUUCUUGGAACAUCUUCUCCGAAGAAAUUGAAUUUGCCAUUGACUGGAGUGAGAUUCGAUUUCAAAUGCGAGAAAAACUGGACGGGAGAGAAGUGUGAUCUCCUCUCGGGACAGGAAAUCGAAGGUUCAGGUGCAGAACAACUACUCGAAAAUUCAAAUUCACUGAAUGACUUGGAACUCGAUGUGGACUACACAAUGAACACACAAAAAUUGGAUACAAUCGUUGGGAUGUUGAAGAAAGAGAAUGAGAUUUCGAAUUCGUUCGCCGAGGAGAAUCUGGAAGUGGAGAGAUUGUUGGAGCAGGAGGAGAUUAUGGAGGCGUCUGGAGAUGGAAGUGGGGAGAAAUAA
Messenger RNA from Caenorhabditis remanei, 636 nucleotides. RefSeq lists its product as uncharacterized. The record is from RefSeq and is a predicted model, not a curated record. NCBI's taxonomy places the organism in Eukaryota, Metazoa, Nematoda, Chromadorea, Rhabditida, Rhabditidae. Gene Ontology annotation, biological process: cell fate specification; Notch signaling pathway. The transcript has 3 exons. Bases 1 to 636 code for a protein of 211 amino acids. Gene Ontology annotation, molecular function: Notch binding.